Molecule: messenger RNA, 1410 nt
Organism: Gopherus flavomarginatus (Mexican gopher tortoise)
Lineage: Eukaryota; Metazoa; Chordata; Testudines; Testudinidae
Gene: GABRR2
Product: gamma-aminobutyric acid type A receptor subunit rho2
Exons: 9
Coding region: 16-1410 (464 amino acids)
Biological process (GO): signal transduction; monoatomic ion transmembrane transport; chemical synaptic transmission
Cellular component (GO): neuron projection; GABA-A receptor complex; synapse
Molecular function (GO): neurotransmitter receptor activity; GABA-A receptor activity; extracellular ligand-gated monoatomic ion channel activity
Source: RefSeq, a predicted model, not a curated record
GCUAUUUCCCACAAAAUGCCUUAUUCUGCAAAACUCAUUUUAUUACUCUUUUGCUUUGUCCUUCUUGUGGGGAGCAGAAAGCACAGGAGGAGGAGGUGGACAGGUCAGCUGGAGGUGCAGAAGGCAAGCCACAUCUAUAAGAAGAAUCAUGACAUAACCAAAACUCGGAAAGGAAAAACAGAUCAGCUUCUGAGAGUCGAUGACCAUGAUUUUACCAUGAGGCCAGCUUUUGGAGGUCCUGCCAUUCCUGUUGGGGUGGAUGUACAGGUUGAAAGCUUGGACAGUAUUUCUGAGGUCGAUAUGGACUUUACUAUGACACUAUACUUAAGGCACUACUGGAAGGAUGAACGCCUCUCAUUUCCUAGCAUCACUAACAAGAGCAUGACCUUUGAUGGCAGGCUGGUAAAGAAGAUUUGGGUUCCAGAUGUCUUCUUUGUGCACUCAAAAAGAUCAUUCAUUCAUGACACAACCACUGACAACAUCAUGUUGCGAGUGUUCCCAGAUGGUCAUGUGCUAUAUAGUAUGAGGAUCACAGUGACCGCAAUGUGCAACAUGGACUUCAGUCGAUUUCCCCUGGACUCACAGACUUGUUCUCUGGAGCUGGAAAGCUAUGCUUACACUGAUGAAGAUCUGAUGCUUUACUGGAAAAAUGGGAAUGAAUCCCUGAAAACCGAUGAAAAGAUUUCCUUGUCUCAGUUUUUGAUACAAAAGUUUCAUACUACUUCCAGACUCGCUUUCUACAGUAGCACUGGAUGGUAUAAUAGACUGUACAUAAAUUUCACUUUACACCGCCACAUCUUCUUCUUCUUGCUCCAAACCUAUUUUCCUGCCACUCUAAUGGUCAUGCUAUCGUGGGUGUCCUUCUGGAUUGAUCGCAGAGCUGUACCUGCUAGAGUGUCAUUAGGGAUAACUACAGUACUGACCAUGUCAACAAUCAUCACUGGUGUAAAUGCCUCCAUGCCUCGAGUUUCCUACAUCAAAGCUGUGGAUAUUUAUCUCUGGGUCAGUUUUGUGUUCGUCUUUCUCUCAGUGUUGGAAUACGCAGCAGUGAAUUACCUGACAACGGUGCAAGAACGGAAGGAAAGGAAGUUGCGAGAGAAGUUUCCAUGUACAUGUGGAAUACCUAAUACAAAAACCAUGAUGCUGGAUGGAACCUACAGUGAAUCUGAUGUCAACAGCCUGGCAGGAUACACAAGAAGCCAGAUAGUGAUUGAGGAAGAAAAACAAAACAAGAUGGUGAUUCAUUUGGCCAUGAGCAAUGACUCUAAUUCAUCGAGAAAGAGAGGGCUGAAAGGCCAUGUUGGCUUGCGCAUCAUCCAGAACACUCAUGCGAUCGAUAAAUACUCAAGAAUAAUAUUCCCAGGCACCUAUAUAUUUUUUAACUUGAUAUACUGGUCUGUAUUUUGCUAG